CCAUGGCAUCUGCAAGCAGCUCUGCACAGGCCGCCUUCGGGCUGGGCCGGAGAAAGAAGAACCCCGGCCUCCUGGAUCAGAUUGGAAAGUUCUUUGGCGGGGACAAGAAGAGGAAGAGCAAGGGCUCUUUCCGAGGUGCUCUCUCUCCAGCCCCUCAGAAAGCCUCUGCCACUUCCCCACGCAAGCGCGGAGCAGAGAACGCCGUGGUCCAUUUCUUCCGCACGAUCGUGUCCCCUGCCCCUCCCAAGUCUAGGUGGCCGGCUGAAGUGAGGCUGCCUUCUGCUUCAUUUGGCAACAUUAUCAGCGUCCUCAUGCAUGUAUGUGAAGCAGCACAGGAGGUGGUUGUGGCUAAAAGGGGGGGAAAAGAGAUUCUGCUAAGGAACUGUAUAAAAAUUACUGUAAAGGAGGAGAUCAGUAAAAUGGGAGGGGAUUAUAGGUGGGUGUGAAGGUUGGCAGGACGUUUAUUUAUUGGAUUGAAUUUAGAUUUUAUUUCGACUUUUCCUUGACAAAUAAAAUAAUGAUAUAAAAAAGACAACUUUUACUUUAGUAUUUUUAUUAUUGAGCAUUCAUAGUGGAUAAUAAAUUAUAGUUUCAUCUGAAAUCAAACAAUUUUUAACAAUUUCAAAUUGUUCAAAAAUUCCAGAUAUUUUAGUAGCAUGAGAUAUGGGUAUUUGCUGAGAUAUUUAGAUAUAUACCAAAUGCUUUCUAAAUAAAAUGUAUUCAGAAAUUGCCCAUGGACUCACUUUCAGCAUGUUUUAUUUGCAUAGGAAAAUCAAGGUCAUGUUUGACAACAAUAUGUCAGAAAGUGUUAGAGACACAAGUCUAAAAUUUUUGGUUAUUUCUCAACUUGCCCUUCAUUCAUACAGUGUUGGACAAGUAGACCAAAUUGUCUUUGGUGUAGAGGUAGAAUGCUAAAAUUAGCUAUCACAUUAGCAUUAGCAUUAGCAUCACUUACACUUAGCUACAGAUGACGUGGUCACAGCUGUAUUCUUAAGUUAUACACUGCUGUCUGUUUCCUUUUGGACACUGUUUUGUAGAUGUUUGGUUAAGGUAGCAAAACUGUAUUAGAGAUCUGGCAGACAUCUGUCUUUGACAUUUGAAGCAGGAUGCUUAAAUACCAACCCCAGUAAUGACACAACAAAUAAAUUAGACAAUGCACAAGCAAUGUAGGUAUAUUCUUUUUUCUUUUUCCUGCUUUGUAAUAAUAAUGUAAGACGUUGUGAUAAUGUUAAGAUCCUUGUUUUUGUUUUUGUUUUUUAAAUAAAAUGACUCCUGCCACCAUUCCAAUAAUAUUCAUACAGUUCCUAAGUGAUUUUUUUACAUGACUUUUUGCAUUUCUCUGUUUUUUCACUUGAAAAUAUUAAAUCCUCUGACUAUUUUAGCUUUUUCAUCCAAGUGGCAAGAGGCAACAUUUUAAAAUGUUUCCCAGUUCAAGGCCAAAUCUCAGUGUUGUUAAGUGCCAACAUUUGGUUAUGAUAAUAUGCAGGUACCGUAGGAUUAAUUCAUGCAUGUAUUCAGAAAGUUAAAUGUUAUGCUAGAAAUUUUCCUAAAUGAAAGAAUUACCUUUAGUGGUUCCAAAUCUUUUCAUUUUUGCUGCUCUGUAUCUUUUCUACCUCAUGCAUUAUUCAAAAACUUGGAUGAAAACAUUACUUAAGUGGUACACAAGUAUAAUAAAGUGAGUCUGAAUAGGACUGCACGCUAUAAGAUGUAUAUCUGAAGAGUUCAUUUGCAAAAACAGGUAACCCUGUAUUGUGCUGCACAGUGACGUAGUGGUUAGCACUUUCGCCUUGCAGCAAGAAGAUCCCCGGUUCAAAUCCCAGCUUGGGCCUGGGAUCUUUCUGCAUGGAGUUUGCAUGUUCUCCCUGUGCAUGCGUGGGUUUUCUCCGGGUACUCCGGCUUCCUCCCACAGUCCAAAAAUAUGCUGAGGUUAAUUGAUCACUCUAAAUUGC
This is a messenger RNA of Acanthochromis polyacanthus (spiny chromis), 1949 nucleotides long. Its product is annotated as myelin basic protein-like. The record is from RefSeq and is a predicted model, not a curated record. Gene Ontology annotation, biological process: myelination. Lineage: Eukaryota; Metazoa; Chordata; Actinopteri; Pomacentridae. The transcript is spliced from 4 exons. Gene Ontology annotation, cellular component: cell periphery; compact myelin; internode region of axon. Bases 3 to 446 code for a protein of 147 amino acids. Gene Ontology annotation, molecular function: structural constituent of myelin sheath.